This is a messenger RNA of Paramecium sonneborni, 294 nucleotides long. The record is from the annotation of a GenBank genome assembly. NCBI's taxonomy places the organism in Eukaryota, Ciliophora, Oligohymenophorea, Peniculida, Parameciidae.
AUGCUUUAAUAAUAAUUUCAAAACUUAAUGUCUUAAUAAUAAUUUUAAAAACAAUUCCCAAAUCCAAAUUUCAAUAUUUAACCACCCAACUACCCAUCUAUAAAACAGAAUAUACCUGAAGUAAAUAUAGGUGUCAACCAAAGAAGAUAAAAGGAAUUAGUUGUUGACUUCAUUAAUAGAGUGAUUAAAUAUAAAAAUUAUUUAUAUCUUAAAAAAGGAAAUUCUUAUUUUGCGAUUGAAUGUUUGAAGCAAAUACUUGAUUAUGAUAUAAGAGUUAAAUUAAUUGAUAUAUGA